ACAGAUCCAUUGCCCAUUGGGUUCUUACUCAGUUUACUGAUUUACCCGGAAAAAAGAAGGCAAGCCAUUUCAGGUUCUGGAAUCAUUCCUUCCAACCUCUCUAGGCUCUCCCUCUCUGUCUGACGGUUCGGCAAUGGAGAUUCCUUCGAUUUCCAGGAAUCCAAGACCCUUUUUCUCUUCUUCGAAAGAGUCUUUGUUGUUCAAAAGAGUUAAGCUUUCUUCAUGGAAUCAACAUCUGGUGUCCAUUUCGUUGAAUUCAAGAACUGCACCGCCUUUAUUAGGCCGGUACAGUUCUCUAGUUCAGAAGGAGAACCCAUUGAAGGUUAUAUGCUGUCAAAGGAAAGAACUUCCGGUUUUGGAGGCCAGUUCUAUGGAUGAGAUCUUUGAUACUUUGGCUGAACGUUUGCUUCCUACAUCAGCAUUAGCAUCAAAUCCCAAUGCAAAGCAUAUUGUAGGUUUAGCUGGCCCUCCUGGUGCUGGGAAAAGUACUCUAGCUGUUGAAGUUAUGCAGCGUAUAAACAAGUUAUGGCCCCAGAAGGCUCGAUCUUUUGAUUCUCAAGUUAAGCCUCCAGAUGUGGCUAUAGUUAUUCCAAUGGAUGGGUUCCAUCUAUAUCGUUCCCAGCUAGACGCAAUGGAGAAUCCAGAAGAAGCACAUGCAAGAAGGGGAGCUCCAUGGACUUUUGACCCCAUGCUACUGCUUAAUUGCCUGAAUAAUCUAAGGGAUCAGGGGUCUGUUUAUGCACCUUCAUUUGAUCAUGGUGUUGGAGAUCCUAUUGAAGAUGAUAUCUUUGUGAGCCUUCAGCAUAAGGUGGUCAUAGUAGAAGGUAAUUAUCUGUUGUUGGAAGAGGGGGUUUGGAAGGAGAUAUCGUCUAUGUUUGACGAGAAGUGGUUCAUUGAUGUUGACCUUGACACGGCAAUACAACGAGUUUUAAAAAGGCAUAUUUCAACAGGAAAGCCCCCUGAUGUUGCACAAUGGCGGAUUGACUAUAAUGAUCGACCAAAUGCUGAAAUUAUAAUGACGUCAAAGAAAAAUGCAGACCUGGUAAUCAGGUCUGUUGACUUCUGAAGGUAAAUGGUUAAAGUAACUUUCAAACCAGAUGAAAAUUUUCACUACGUAAUGGAUGAAUUGCAAUGUAAAUGUUGAAUCCAGUAGGAAAGAUGACUUCAAUAAUACAAUUUCUGCGGAUUGUAGAAGUUGAUGUCAUUAAUGGAAAACACUUAAUUGUUCAUUGCUCAUUGGUUUGAAUGACAAUACAUAUAGAACAAAACCAUUUUACUGUAA
Theobroma cacao (cacao) is the source of this 1282-nucleotide messenger RNA. RefSeq names its product P-loop containing nucleoside triphosphate hydrolases superfamily protein. The record is from RefSeq and is a predicted model, not a curated record. Gene Ontology annotation, molecular function: ATP binding; kinase activity. Lineage: Eukaryota; Viridiplantae; Streptophyta; Magnoliopsida; Malvales; Malvaceae.